Molecule: messenger RNA, 21289 nt
Organism: Podarcis lilfordi (Lilford's wall lizard)
Lineage: Eukaryota; Metazoa; Chordata; Lepidosauria; Squamata; Lacertidae
Source: the annotation of a GenBank genome assembly
AUCCAGCUCCUGCGGACAGUUCCUCCUGCCAUCCGAGGGGUGUGUCCAGGUAUAAAAGUGUUGGUGUCCAAGCCACCGAUGAGCAGAAGCGUCAAAGAUGUCAGGUGAGUGGUCCUUACCCCUCCAAAUGCUUUCUGGUCCUAAAUUCUAGGCGAGUCAGAAAACUAAUCUCCUAUUUCAGUGAUAAUGCUUUCUAAAUGUUAUACAAAUCUCUGCCUGCGUUUGCUCUUUCGGGUGGGGGGUGAGACUGAAAUGUUGGAGCAGGUGGGGCUUUCACAGGUCUGCUGAUGAAGAAACAGUCAUGCACUGAAGGAAACUGCUCUUGAAACAUUUUUUUAAAAAAAUUGGUCAAAUAAAAUUGUCCUCUUUCUCUCACUCUCCAAGGUGCACAGCUGCUCCUUGUUCUCUUGGGAUGCCUGGUGGCCACGAAACCUCUCCAGGCAACAGAUCUUCCUCUCCGUGGUAAGGCCCUUGCUUCUCUUUUUGCUAUUGCUUUUAAAAAUAAUUAUAUUUGGAGAGUGUUCUGGGUUUUGUUAACCCACCUAUCCUCCCGCCCCCUUAACAGGACCAGAUCAAGACAUUCUGAUGCCCUAAACUAUUUCAAGGUUAAGAGGCCCCCAUAGCAGUAUCUUUUAAAGUGCAUUAUUGGAACAGAAAGCACAAUGAAAAAUAGAACAUUGAUAUUUGCAUACACAAGCAGCAAUCUCACUGGAAUACUCAUCUUGCAAUAAGUCCAUUUGCAUUUGAGAGGCUUUUAAAUGAAAGUACCUGGAGGUUUCCUGCUUAGCAUGUAGCAGUGUAGUCAAAGAUUCAAUAAAGAGCAUUUGCAGGAAUUAUUUGCUAGAAGGGAUAUGGAAGCUGUAAAAAGGCAUCUAGAUUUUUUACCAUCUAUCCCAUUGUAAAAACUGAGCUCGAAAUAGAGAAAUAUUUGCCUGAGAUUACCGGUACUUCCCCUUUGUUUUGCAUGGCGUUUAAAGUUCCAGACAACCAAAAUUAACUUUCUAGAUGGACGAUACAAAAAUAUCCCUAGAGAACAGCGAUUCCGCAUCUUCGGGUGCCAGUCAGUGGAGGAAACCAAACACUAUAUGCUAUUUUGUAAGCUGUAUGAAAAUCUAAGGGCUAAAUACUUAAAGAAAUUCCUUGACCCUCGUACAGGGGUAGGCAACCUAAGGCCCAGGGGCCGGAUGCGGCCCAUUCACCUUCUAAAUCUGGCCCUCAGAUGGUCUGGGAAUCAGCUUGUUUUUACAUGAGUAGAAUGGUCCUUUUAUUUUAAAUGCAUCUCUGGGUUAUUUGUGGGGCCUGCCUGGUGUUUUUAUAUGAGUAGAAUGUGUCCUUUUAUUUUAAAUGCAUCUCUGGGUUAUUUGUGGGGCAUAGGAAUUCGUUCAUAUUUUUCUUCAAAAUAUAGUCCGGCCCACCACAUGGUCUGAGGGACGGUGGACCGGCCCACGGCUGAAAAAGGUUGCUGACCCCUUCUUCUUGUCACCCUCAGUGACAUCAACAAAAUCAAGUAUCUGCUGUCUUGCUCGGUCAAACCAGUCAUGCUCAAUGCAGCAAAGUUUGCGAUAAAAAUGUCCCAACUCAAGAAAGUCCUUGAGUCCACUUUUGUGCUCUGAGAUAAGAGUCACCCAUGUAUACAUGCUCUACACAUUACAAGGAUUUUAUCACAAAUGUUUUAAUUUGUUUCUGAUAUUCUUUGUUUACAUCUUUUCUUUUUCUGUUUUUUUUGGCUGUAAUCUGUAUUUGAUUGACCAAUAAAAUUUGUUGUGUUGUUAUCUGUUUGUUGCUUAGCAUAUAAGAAAACUCAUUUCUGCACAGAUUUAUAAAUCCAACAACAAAUAUUUCUGCAGCCAGUAGGUGUGUAUAUAUAUAUAUUGUCAUAUCAGAAUGGUAAAGUCUGAUUUGGAGUAUGUUUUCCUUUUAAAAAUAGCAAUUACAUAAACUUGAAAUUUUGCAAACGAAACAAAAAAAUGUGUUUCAGGCCUCUUGUUAUCUGGGUCCUCAGUUGCAAGUUUUCAUAAUUUGUGCAAUAAAUCCAGCACUGCUCCCAAACAGCCCGAAACAUUCUGCAGAAUGGCCAGGGAUAAAUCUGUCAACAGAAGAAUUUCAGUUGCUUCAAGGAAACCUUCAAAUUUCCUGUGUGUUGCAACCUGUAGCUGCCAGAAGGUCUGUAAUUCGACCUGUUUCUGAACAAUGUGUGCAAAUACCUGCUGCAUCAGUCCUGCUCCCCUGCCCCCCCCCCAAUCCAGAAAUUGUGCCAGGUUUCCUCAGGGGACUCCACUCUUUUUUCUCUCUGGAGAACAUUUUGCUGUUAGAGGCCUACAUAGUUGAAACGACCCAUGAAAUGAAACACAAAAACAUCCUUUGAAAUUCCCACUUCUCUGAGUUUUGCAAUGCACUUCUGCAAUGCGCUCUCUCACUGGAUCACUUUGCACCAGCUGUUCCUCUGCAGUUGGAGUUCUGUUUCCCUCCCCGCCCGCCAUGGAAACAAUUGCAACCUUCUGAAAUCGUUCUAAGCUGUGCAUCCUGUAUUUGCUUAUGGGACCCGCCUAGCAGCAUGUUACAGUCUGCCAGAGGGAUAAGUCCUUCGGAUCCUCUCCAAACCUUCUGUGGCUUAGCUGCCGCCCUUAACUGGAAAUUUGCUUUGCAUGCUGCCUCUACAGCAUCCAAGCCUCCGGAGAACUGUCAUUCUGUAAUGGAGCUCUGGGCACCUGUAUAACAGAGAACUGUCUUGCUGAACCACAGUUCCCAAGAUUCUCUGGGAGAAAGCCAUGUCUAAAAUGGCCAACUUUUAAACUGGACCCAGCUCCUGUGCUUUGAAUGGGUUAGCAGGCGAUGUUACUUCUCUUUGCGCAGGGAGAAGCCUCGCCUGCACAUUUCUGCCUAUCAGGCUGCUGUUAAACUCCUUAGAGCAGACCAAGACAUUUUUUCCUGCUCAGCUGGCAACCCUGUCAGCAUAGACCAGCUCUGCUCAGAGAGCUACGCUGAUCGCUGAUCUGCUCCCAAGUCAAGUCCAAGGUGUUGCCAUUAGUAUGUGAAAUACAUUCUUACAAAGGCAGAAUGGGAAUUAUGUGGCACUUGUACAGUGAAGGUGCCUGCCUGAUUUCAAUAGGCAGGGAGUUCCAAAGUGUAGAGGUGCUGCCACACUAAAAGACUGAAUUCUUACAAAUUCAGUACAGGUAUUAUGUGUCACCUGUAACUGUGCCAGUUCCGGAGAUCAAAGCACUUGAGUGAGCAUAUGUGAGGUAUGGCAAUUUUGCAGAUAAGCUGGUCCCAAAAGCUUUAUACAUGUACAGUGGUACUUUGGUUCUCAAACAGCUUAGUUGUCGAACAAAUUGGCUCCUGAACAUCGCAAACCCGGACGUAAGCGUUCCAGUUUGUGAACGUUUUUCGGAAGUUGAAUGUCCGACGCGGCUUCCAAUUGACUUCAGGAAGCUCCUGCAGCCAAUCAGAAGCCACGCCUUGGUUUCUGAAUGGUUUCGGGAGUUGAACAGACUCCCAGAACGGAUUAAGUUUGAGAACCAAGGUACCACUGUAUACUAAUAGGACCACCUUGAACUUUGCCUGGUAUCAAAUUGGCAACCAGUACAGCAGGACCGUGCAGAACCGGGGGCAGCUGGGUACACUUGCCCUCGGCCUCGGAGGGUUAUGUUGUUCUGCCCCCCCCCCCCCGGGCCUGCCAGACUUACACAGUCAUGCCAAGAACAGGACUCCCAGCCCCAGGCCUCAAACAAGCUCUCUGAGCCCAGGUAUGCUGACAAUAUCUCACUCCUGUUAGCAAUUAUGCUGCAGCUUUUUGUUCUAAGUGGGAGGUGCAAAUGACACCCCUUGGUUUUAAAUGGAGGCAUUUGAUGCAAGAUUCUCCUCUUGGACAAACCCAGACUAAGGGAUGGUCUCUCUCUCUCUUGUUGCAGCCAUUGGGAAGAUUCUAGACACCUCAGACCUUCUGAGGAGUGUGGAAGAAGCAAAACAGCUGGUCGAAGAUGCCUACAAACGCACCCAGCAACGGUGAGGGCUGCGUCUCCUCCCUUCUCCACACAGCCACAGUGGCUUUAGCUGUGGCUCCUGCAUAGCAGGGGGUUGGUUUGGAUGACCCUUAUUGGUCCCUUCCAACUCUACAAUUCUAUGAUUCUGCGUUUCACAGGACGGUGCCGAUUUACAUGAGAAGGAUCUGGGUGUGGCCACGAUGGCAAGGGUCAUAACGCCGCUGCCCAUGAGCAAACUGGGUGCCUAAGGUUGCCAGCUCUUUUCCUGGCCCCUGCUCCUGUGCAUUUAACAGCAACGGUGGCAAAGUGCUUGUCCUUUACUCCAUACCACAUAAAGUUUCAACCGCUAGUGUUGACAGAUCAGAUAAUUGUUAAAAGGAGAAGUGGACAACUCAGGCUGCUGUUAAAGGUGUAGGAGCAGGUAAGUUGACAACCUUACUGGUUCUCUUCUGCUUUCUCUGCCGACUGUCCCCAGUUUGCUGGAGAGUUGCUGCAUUGUGUUUCAGGUGGAAAUUCGAGCAGAAAUCCUCCAAGAAAUCCUUCACACACCGGGGAAGGCUACUCCUCCUGUAUAUCUGCUUGCCAUGCCCCUGUCAAAAAGGAACAGAAGCCCUGCAAGAUCAAAGUGAUGCAAUCAAUAAUCAAUAAAAUUGCAUUAAACUAUCAUUUAACAGAAUUUCUGUGCCACUUAAUUUUAGACAUGGUUGGAGGCUUAUUAUAAGAUAAUCAGAAAGUCAUUAUGGUAUUGUGCUUGAAAUAGCCAUGAUGGCAGGAGCUAAAGUCUUACAAAGAAACUUUUCUGGCUAGUUCAGCAAUAGAAUCCUCUAUUAGAAUCUAACCCUCACUUAUUACAGGAGACCAAGAAUUAGGAGGUGCUCAGGGCAUCAUCCAGACUGACCACAGCAACCAACAACAAUAUAAUGAAUUAUGCUUUCAAGUGUUGUUGCGUGACAAAGCUUCACUCAACUGUUUUCCGGCCCUCCAGCUUAAAUGAGAAGCUGCAGAGAGAGAAGGUCAACCCCACAGAUCUCCUGGUCUCCUUCAAGCAGCCCGUGGGAAGAACCAAGGAGGCGGUGAAAGCAGCCGACACCAUGCACGUCACCUGGGCCCUCUUGAAACAGAAGCUGCAGCCAGCAAUCCCCGGGGAUUUCAACAUCACAGGUAGGUGAUGGAGGAGGAACCAGGUGCACUUCUUGUUUCAAGAUGAACCAGCCUAUUUCACACACUGUCCGUCAAUGCACGAGAUCCAGAUUUCAGUUCUGCAGCUAAUCUCCAGCUAAGUUGUGUGUGCGCAAUUGCAUACGCUAGGCCAAAGUGUGCAAAAUUAUGCACACUUUGUUUGUUUAUAUUAAUUAUCACAUUUAUUUCCCACCUUUUCCUCCAAAGCAGCUCAAGGUAAUGUACAUGGACCUCCUCCUUCUCCAUUUCAUCCUCCCAACAACCCUGUGAGGUUCAUUAGGCUGAGAGGCAGUCUAGAAGAUGGAGUUUAGACAGCAACCAAAUAACACAAGUUCCUAUCCCAGACAGCCAUUUGUAGAGAAUCAUGGAAUUGUAGAGUUGGAAGGGAACCUGAGGGUCAUCUAGUCCAACCCCCUGCGAUGCAGGAAUCUCAGCUAAAGCAUCCAUGACAGAUGGCCACCCAACCUCUGCUUAAAAUCUCCAGCGAAGGGGUGUCCCCAACCCCUCCUCCCUGAGGGAGACCAUUUACAGUCUGCAGUUUAUGCUCAUCAACAAGUUUGAUAGUGUGAGGGGAGUCCUCUGUUUUCCUUUUUAGCUGUAAUAUUCCUGUCAGCUGAAAAAGAUCCUUUAGGCUUCAAACCUUGCGCCAAUUUUGUUUUAAUUAGUCAAGCCCCCCCCAAGUCCUAUUGCAGGGGGGUGACCCUCGGGGGUCCCUUCCAACUUUACAACCCUAUGAUUCUGUGAUUGUCAUUCCUUAUUGCACCAGUUUGUCAAAGAAGCACUUGCGUUAUGAUAAGAGAAACAUGCUUUCCACAAAGGUGCGUGUGUUAUAUGGAGCAAAAUUGCUUACAGAAAGCUGUGUGUCAUGAAUAACGAGAACUAGAAUGCCGGUGGGUUUUCAUGCAGCUUACUUAAAAAAUAAAUAAGUCACCAACUGAUGUGGACAUGUAGGGAACUGAACUUGCGGCUUGGAAAAUCAGAAAUUGAGAGAAACUGAAACUGGCGUGUUUACCAUCUCCCUAGUGUUGGGCAGCCCCCACUCCCACCCCAGGCACGUCUUAGAAACUACUUGAAAGGGAUCUGCACAAGCCACUUCCAUUUUCCCAGACUGGGGUUGUGAAAGGGUGCCGGCCACAGGUCACGCGAAAGAUGCUUAGUCAAUGAGGCACAGGAGCCUGCUUUAGAAAGAGGAAACAGGACCAAACAUGUGCGGUCGUUCAAUCCAUUUUCUCCCCUGGUGGAAACAAAUGUAUAUGAAAUACAUUGUUAAUCUCAAGGUAUGCUUUUCAAAAAGCAUUUUAUCCAUAUAUAUACAUAUAUACACAGUGGUACCUCAGGUUAAGUACUUAAUUCGUUCCGGAGGUCCGUACUUAACCUGAAACUGUUCUUAACCUGAAGCACCGCUUUAGCUAAUGGGGCCUCCUGCUGCUGCUGCCGCGCCGCCAGAGCACGAUUUCUGUUCUCAUCCUGAAGCAAAAAGGAUAAACUCCAGCUUCUUUAACUAUGAACCCCAAAAUCUGGGAUCGCCUUGAAACUGGUGCCAAAGUUCUAUAGUCGUUUUGUAGCAAAAAAACCCCCCACAAACAGAGUAAUUGAUAUGUCAAAUCUGGGUUUGUAGUUAACACCCCCAAACCCAACAUUGUCUGAUCCCCUCAAAACCAGCGCCAAAGUUCUGUAGUCGUUUUGCAGCAAAAACCCCACAUUUUGUGUGCCCCACAAAUGGAGUACUUCAUAUAUCAAACCCAAUGUGCUUUUUUAAAAAAAAUUGUUUUAAUUGUCUGUUUUACUGAAUGUUUUUAUUUGUUUUUAGUUUUUAUCUGUUUUAAUUAUCAGGGGUUUUUUUAUCCACUUAAUAUUCUAUUCUCUGACUGCUGGUCUAUGACUGUAAUAAACUGAUUGAUUGAACCCAGUGUGCUUUCUGCAAAACCUUUGCCAUAGUUCAGCGUCGUUUUUGAGUGAAUCAGAUGAUGUUGGUUUUUUGGGUGUUAACUGUAAAUCCCUGGGUUUGAAGUAUGAAGCACUCUGUUUGUGAGGCGCUACAAAACAUGGGGUUUUCACCACAAAACGACUACAAAACUUUGGCACUGGUUUUGAAGGAAUCGGACAAUGUUGGUUUUUGGGUGACCCCGAGACCCCCGUGUUUGAUGUAUCAAUUACUCUGUCUGAAUACGAGUUGCUGAAACCCACAGGAAGGAGAAUUUCUGUUGCACUCAGGUCUUGCUUGCAAAUUUCCCAUAGGCCUCUAAGUUGGCCUUUGUGAGAACAGGAUACUAGAACAUUGGCCUGAUCCAGCAGGCUCUUCUGAUGUUAGCAUCACAAAAUUCCGAUCUGGGUUUAUCAGCGCAAGAGGUGUAGUAAAUCUGUUCAGCUCACUUAAAAACAUGAACCGAAUUAAACCCUUGCGUGUCCCUAGCUGAGACCUCUUCCAUCUCCUUCCUGCUACAGAUGUUCUCAGUCCAGGCCAGAUGCAAACUAUCUACAAGGCGUCUGGCUGUGCCAAGCAAGAACAGAGCCCAUUGCAGUGUGAUUUCAAUAGCCCUUUCCGGACUAUUACAGGAGAAUGUAACAACAGGUAAGCUUCUAUAUCCAGCAUGUCGGCUGUUAAAAUCCCAGCCCAGCCCUGAACUCAUUUGGUGAGCUGCUCACAGUUCAGUGGUAUAGGCAGCGCAUCUGCCCUGCGGACAGGAGGUCUCAGGGUCAAACCCUGGCAGCAUCUCCCAGUAGGACUGGGGAAAAGGCCUGGAGAGCUGCUGCCAAUCAGUGUAGGCAAUAUUGAGUUGAUGGAACCAUGGUCUGGCUCCAUAUAAGGCAGCUUCCUACGUUCCUAUUAGCAAUGGAGGAGAAAAACCAUGAACUCCCCCUUGAGUGGGAUUUAAAUGCAAUAAAUACAGUAAAAAUAGGAUUCUCCCCCCCCCCCUUUGCUGCUUUUAAAAAAUGAAUCUCUGUGGCCCUUCUGGAACAUUCCAGGAGGAUUCCUACCUUAGGGGCCAACAACCGCCCUUAUGCCCGGCGGCUUCUGCAAGAGUACGAAGAUGGCAUAUCCCUCCCGCGUGGCUGGACGGAAAACAAGACAUAUUAUGGAUUCCCCCUGCCCUUGGUAAGGAGUCAACCCCAGCUGUGCUCUGCUUUGCAAAGCGGAUUUCUGAACAGUUGCUCAGAACGGGUCAGGGUUUUAGGAAAAGAGAAGGGAUGAUUUUUUAAAAUCAGGAUGGAAAUCCACAGCAUGAUAACAGGAAAUGGGAACAGAAGAUACAAUAUUGGUGAAUUAAUGAAUACAUAACAAGAAAAUAACGAUGGAGUAUUAUUUGAAUAUAUGAGAGACUCUUUUGUGGACAAAGGCAGAAAAAAUUAUUGUUGUUUAAUAUGGAGGAAUAGUUGUUGAAGUUAUUGGAGACAAAGUUGAUAUGUUUGAUUACAGAAAAACCAUUGCUGACACAUUUAUUAAUAACAAUAAUUAGAGAAGCCCUUUUGGACUUUUUGUGUGGAAAGUAAAAUGAAUUAAUUUGAGAUAUUUGGGUUAAUAAGUAUUAUUGCCUAACAGAUAGUAGAUCAGUUGGAUGUCAUUCUGGAGUGAAGGUUUUGAAUAAUUCCUUUUAUGUAAGUGACAGCCAGAAGAUCAGAAGCCUUUUUAAAUUUUUAUUUUUUUUUCUUUUUGAAAAUUUUACUUGGGUGACCUCUGGGCCAUUUUUGGAGCCCAAGUGGGGGGCAGGGAAGGAUUUUAGGGAAAGAGGGGGAAGGUGGCAAAGCAGAUAGGAAAGUGGCAUAAUGGAUGUUAUAAUCUUUGUUCUUCUAUCAUAGAAUCACAGAACUGUAGAGUUGGUAGGGACCCCAAGGGUCAUCUAGACCAACCCCCUGUAAUGCAGGAAUCACAACUAUGAAUUUAGCCUGGUAAUAAAUCAGCAGACAGUGCAGAUCUCUGAGCAGUGGUGCUAUAAGCUGACAAGGUCUCACUCCUGCCAGCAACUGUGCUGCCGCAUUCUGCCCUCGCUUUAGCUUCUGAACUUUGACUGCUGGGGUGUUUUGGGCCCCUUCAGUGAAUCUGGAUCAGGGUGAGGCCUUUUGGGGGUGUCCAGGCUGAGGGUACGCAAGUUUACAACCAUCAGCCUUGGUGCUUGGAAUUGGCAACCAAGAUUUGUUCCUCUGUUAUGUCUUGGUAACAUCUGCUGCAGGUCCGGGAAGUAUCCAACCAGAUUGUCGCCUUCAACGACAAAAGACUCACCGAUGACCCAUUCCGAUCGGUCAUGUUCAUGCAAUACGGCCAGUUUAUUGACCACGACUUGGAUUUUGGACCCAGUACCACGGCCACUCUCACCUUCAUCAAAGGAGCAGACUGUGAAAACACUUGCGCAAAGGCACCCCCUUGCUUCCCCAUCAAGGUGCGUAAAAGUCCAGGGUUCGUUCUACCCUUUUCCAGAAACGCAACCUGUCUGAUACAGUAGUCCAGGGAUCCCCGACACGGCACCAGCAGGAUCCAGUGGGCCUGCCAGCACCUCCCCUGUGUCACCCACGAAAGGUCUCUCUAAAUACAGUGGUACCUCGGGUUACAUACGCUUCAGGUUACAAACUCCGCUAACCCAGAAAUAGUACCUCAGGUUAAGAACUUUGCUUCAGGAUGAGAACAGAAAUCGUGCUCCGGCGGCACAGCAGCAGCAGGAGGCCCCAUUAGUUAACGUGGUGCUUCAGGUUAAGAACAGUUUCAGGUUAAGAACGGACAGCCGGAACAAAUUAAGUAUGUAACCAGAGGUACCACUGUAUCCCCUCCAAAAUCCACAAAGAGCAAGAAACUCUUUGCUGUUCCUGCUCACCUCCUGCUUGCACUGACUCGGCUUCUCCUACAUUGCAUGCUCCUCCUUAAAAAUGAUAAAUAAUAAUAAUAAUCCAUAAUUGAAACACAGCACGAUAUCACUGGGUGCCAGAAUUGGAUCCCUACCCUCCCUUUUUGGUCUCUGAACAGAGGAGAGGUGCAAAGAGCUUCUCUCUGGGGGCUGGGGGGGUGGGGGGCAAACGCCAACUACCAUUUUGUGGCUCUGCCACUUUUUCGGGCCCUUUUAGAUGUGGCAGCGGGCUGUUUUCUGACUGUGUGUUAAAUUUUAUUUUAUGUUUGUAGAAAAAUAUACUUGUAGAUCACAAUUUCAUACAACGUAUCAAAGCGGCUUCUGCAACAAUUUUGUCAGUACAUAUAAAAAAUGUUAUAAAAAAAAAAGAAACAACUCAAUAGGUAACUGUUCCAGAAAAUAUUUUUCUUUAACUGUCCAUGUAGGGUAUUUAUUUUUAUUUUUAUUUGUAUUUUGAUUGAUUGAUGGGUUAGGCCACACACCCUCUCCAAUGGCAGCCAUUUUGUGACGGGCACCCAUGAUGCUCCCCCCUCCCCCGCCCACCACAAUGCCAAAUGCGAUAACCGGCCUGUAAAGGUUGACGACCUCAGGAAUUUCAUCUCUCUCGAGUGGAGACUUCAUGGCGGUUGUUACAGGGACUGGUGUUCAGCUUAGACAAGGCUUGGACACCUGAAGGGAAGCCCCACCAGGCCUGUGAAGAGGGGGUGGGCAGCCAAAUGCACUUGCCCAGGGCCUCAGAAGACUAAGCUGGCUGGGGGGGGGGCACCAGGGACCAGCUGCUAUUUUGUUUGAGUUUAUAACUUUAUUCUAACAAGAUUCUGCAUGGACCUGCCCCCCACCCUGUGUGAUCACAGAUAAUAAUAAUAAUAAUAAUAAUAAUAAUAAUAAUAAUAAUUUAUUUAUACCCUGCCCAUCUGGCUGGGUUUCCGCAGCCACUCUGGGUGGCUUUCAACAGAAUAUUAAAAUGCAGCAGUCUAUUCAACAUUAAAAGCUUCCCUAAACAGGUCUGCCUUCAGAUGUCUUCUAAAAGUCAGAUAGUUGUUUAUUUCCUUGACAUCUGAUGGGAGGGCGUUCCACAGGGCGGGCGCCACUACCGAGAAAGCCCUCUGCCUGGUUCCCUGUAACUUGGCUUCUCGCAGUGAGGGAACUGCUAGAAGGCCCUCAAAGCUGGACCUCAGUGUCCAGGCAGAACGAUUGGGGUGGAGACACUCCUUCAGGUAUACUGGACUGAGUCCGUUUAGGGCUUUAAAGGUCAGCACCAACACUUAGAAUUGUGCUCGGAAACGUACUGGGAGCCAGAUUGAAGGUCACAUACAUUAUUAUUAUUAUUAUUAUUAUUAUUAUUAUCAUCAUCCCACUUUUCCUCCAAGGAUCUCAAGGUGGUGUACAUAGUUCUCCUCCCCAUUUUAUCCUUCUGUGAGGUAGCCUAGGCUGAAAGCCAAACGUCACUCCCAUGGCCAUUGUGGGGAGGAUUCGAACCCAGGCCUCCCAGGUCUGCCACUCUAACCACUAGACCACCACUGGCUCUCCAUUUCAUUUUUUAAAAAAUAUUAUUUUGUGGGGCUGCAGAUCCCUCCUAAUGACCCGGUGAAAGACCCCAAAGGCUGCAUGGCCUUCACGAGAGCGGCCCCCGCCUGCAACGGGGGCUACGCCAUCCGCAACCAGAUCAACGCUCUGACGGCCUUCCUUGACGCCAGCAUGGUCUACGCCAGUGAAGUCGACUGGGCGAGGCAACUGAGGAACACCUCAAGCAACCAAGGGCUGCUGGCUGUCAACCUGAACUACACAGACAAAGGGCUGGCCUACCUCCCUUUUGGCAACCCACCGGGCUUCCCAGAGCUCUGCAAUAAAACCAACACGACAGCAAAAAUCCCCUGUUUCUUUGCAGGUAGGUCUGUUUAUUUUUAUACUAAAUCAGACCCUUGUUUCACACUGACUGGCAGCAAGGGCUCUCCAGGGUUUCAAAAGAGGGGAUAUUCCCAGCCCUGCCUGGGAUUGAACCUAGGAGCUUCUCCCUAGCACAGAGCUAUGGUCAUGUCCUUUAAAAUAAACCAACAUGCUAGUCCUCAUGAUUCUAAAUGAAGGGCUGAUUCUGCAUGUAAGGCAGAUGUUCUGUCACAGAGCUUUGGUCCUUCGGCUAAAGACCAAGUAAGAUUCCGGUCCUCAUUGUUCUUGAUUUGAAAAGGAAAGUAUUUUCUACUGAGUCAAACCGCAAGUCAAUCUAGCUCAGUACAGUGGUACCUUCGGGUUACAUACGCUUCAGGUUACAUACACUUCAGGUUACAGACGCUUCAGGUUACAGACUCCGCUAACCCAGAAAUUGUACCUCAGGUUAAGAACUUUGCUUCAGGAUGAGAACAGAAAUUGUGCUCUGGCGGCGCGGCGGCAGCGGGAGGCCCCAUUAGCUAAAGUGGUGCUUCAGAUUAACAACAGUUUCAGGUUAAGAACAGACCUCCGGAACGAAUUAAGUACUUAACCCGAGGUACCACUGUAUUGCCCUACAUCAGGGGUUGGCAAGGUUUACCAGUGGAGAUCCCUCCGUGGGCCAGAUCACGCACGUGCCCGCGAUUUCCGGUGCCUGCGCAGAUGCAAUUUUCAGCGACACAGAAGUGAAUCCCAGCAUCGCGCUGGUUUAGCACAGCGCGUGUGGACUCACUGAGCAGGCAGCUUGGUUCGGGAGCAGCUUGUGGGCCAGUUAAAGGACCCCCACUUGUGGCCCAUGGGCCUUAGGUUGCUGACCCCUGCCCUACACUGGCUGGCAGUGGCUCUCCGGGAUUUCAGGCAAUCCUACCUGGAGAUGACAUUGGGGAUUUGAACCCAGGACCUGCUGCAUGCAGAGCAGGUGCUCUCCCACUUAGCUAUGCUCCUCUGGAAACCUGUAAGGAACAGUUGAGGGAGCUGAGUAUGUUUUGCCUGGAGACAAGAAGGCUGAGAGAUAUUAGGAAGCCAUCUUCAAAUAUCUGAAGGGCUGUCGUCACAUGGGAGGUGGAGCACGCUUGUUUUCUGCUGCUCCAGGGGAUAGGACCUCAACCAAGGAAUUAAAAUGGCAAGAAAAGACACUAAACAUUAGGAAGAACUUCCAGGUGGUAGUAGAUUUUCAACAGGUCUACCUUGGACACUGGUGGAAUCUCCUUCCUUGUAGGUUUCUAAACAGAGGUUGGACAACCAUCUGCCAGGGAUUCCUUAGCUGUGGUUCCUGCUUUGAAGGGGUAGAUAACCCAUGGGGCCAGGCAUGCUUAAUGGGGACUCAAAAAAGGGCCUUUAGGCUCUCAGUGACUGCUUCCAGACUUUGGGAUUCCCUCCGUAGAGAAGCUAGACUGGCUCCUUCCUUGUUGUCCUUCUGCUGGCAGGUGAAGAUUGUUUUAUUCUGCCAGGACUUUGAGGACUGGCUGUUUUUUAAGGGAGGACUUUUGAUAGUGCUGUACUGUUUUUAUUAUUUGCAUUUUAAUAUGAAUUUUAUAUUGUUUUAAUUCUAUUAGAGUUUAAUUACCUCUUUUUGUUUGGUUUUCGCUUUCUUAUUUUUUUACCAAAAACAAAAGGCAAAGAAACAAAACAAAAACAAAAAAGACUUUAAUUACCUCUUAUUGAUUUAUCUUUUAUAUAUUUUUAGCUUCUUGUCUUUUAUCUGCAUUGUUUCAAUUUGUAUAAACCACCUUGAGUCCCUGUCUGGGGAAAAGGUGGGAUAUAAUAAUAAUAAUAAUAAUAAUAAUAAUAAUAAUAAUAUAUGGGUAGAUAGAUAUAGAUAUAGAUAGAUAGAUAGAUAGAUGAUAGAUAGAUAGAUAGAUAGAUAGAUAGAUAGAUAGAUAGAUAGAGAUAGAUAGAUAGAUAGAUAGAUAGAUAGAUAGAUAGAUAGAUAGAGAUAGAUAGAUGAUAGAUAGAUGAUUGAUAGAUAGAUAGAUAGAUAGAUGAUAUAUGAUAGACGAAGUCUUGCUAAAAUGCUGUCCCUGCAGAGAGCCUGCGCUUUCCAAGUUGUUUCUUAUAAGCACAAGGUGGCUGGUUGGAUCUAACAACGCUUCCUUCUUCUCUGGGGUCUUCAAGGGGACAAUCGUGUCAACGAGAUGCCGGGUCUAACUGCCUUGCAGACGCUCUUCAUGAGGUUCCACAACCGCAUGGCCUCUCAGCUGAAGUUGCUGAAUCCGCACAUGGAUUCAGACACCAUCUACAACAUAGCCCGGAAAAUCAAUGGAGCAGUAAUUCAGGUACUGGUUGAGACAGCAGCCCUGUGACGCUAAGAAUGAGGCCAGGUCUUGUCAAGAUGCAAGGCCGGUUUGGAAAAGCCCCCACUGUGUUCAGUCCAGACUACUGAUGUUCAUGAGUUUGGGAUGGGGUGAGCUAGCUGUGGAGAGGUAUGGCGGGUGGGGUAGAUUCUUAUCUCUGUUACCCACCAAGACCAACCUCAGUUCAUGUGGGAUUCUCUUGGAAUAACUAGGUCAAUCACCUACUGAAACCCUUUUUGGUAUGCAGAGUGAGCGGAGUUUAAGCUUGACAGAAAGGCAGUGUAGUGUAGUGGUUAGAGUUUCAGGCUAUUUGGACCUGGGAGGCCAGGGUUUAAAUCUCUACUCUACCUGGAGCCAGUCACUGCCUCCCAGCCUAAUCUGCCUCACAGGGUUGUUGUGGAGAUAAACUGAGGAGUGGAAGGGCCUGUACACCACCCUCAAGCCACAUCCCAGUGACAUGGACUGGCUAGAUGCAGAGGAAGGGUUGGAGGCACCAGCUGGGGAACCCCCAGGAGAAGAAGGCUCAGAGCCUGGGGAUUGUCAGUAGGAUGGCAAUGAGCGGUCCAAGGGAGAAGACGGAACAGACUGGGAGGGCUUGGUGAGCAAGAAGAGUCUGUGGCAGAAAAGAUCCCAGGAUUAGAAGCAGAGGCAGGAGAGGAGGCAGUCUGGCUGGUGAAGAGGCAUGGGUGUCUCUCCUUCCUGCUACUAUAAGCUCCCUUCCUUGCCCCCGCCCUCAGUCUCCCAGGACCAGAAGAGGCACGAAGCAAAAAGAGCAAAGUCAGACACACAGGCGCAGUCUCAUAUUGCUUGAGAGAAACCCUGGAGGGGACUUAGGCAGCUGUGGGAAGGUGGUGACCUGCAACUGCCUCAUUGGGACAAGACCUGCUGGGAUCACUACGCCUGUGCUGUUUUGGUUUCUUUGAGUAUGUUUUAAGGGAGAACUUCAGUGUGUGUUUCUCUUCACGCUCUCCUCUGCUUCUACAUUCCAGAAAAUCACCUAUAGCGAAUACCUGCCGGCCCUCCUGGGUGACGCAUUCCCUCGUUUUGUGGGUCGCAGCACGGGCUACAAUGACUCCGUGGACCCGCGAAUCGCCAGCUCCUUCACCAACGCCUUCCGUUUUGGGCAUGCCUCAGUGCGGCCCGUGGUGUUUCGCUUGGAUAGCCGCUACCAGCUUCAAAGCGAGACCCCGCUCGAGAAGGAAUUUUUUGCUUCAUGGAGAAUCAUUCAGCAAGGUAUGUCCCUCUUGGGCAAGUCCAAGAAGAGAAGGGGGGAAGGUGGUGCAAACUUCCGGGGCCCUGAGGUCUGAAAGAGGUCCUGGGGCCCAACCAUUUUGCAUACGUUUUAUGUCAUUCUUAACACAAUAAUGCGUUUCAUGCUCAAUGUACACACCAUUCUGAAUAAAGACUUGCAGACUGCAGACUUGUGAUUUGACUGUACGGCGGUGCAGCCUUGUCGUAUUAUGCGCCAUCACAUCUGUAUGUUUUUGUAAGGGAAGACCAUGCAACUACAACAAAGUUGUUGUGUGAUACGCAUUGUGUUGUGCUACACGUACAAGGUUAACGUUUUAAGUGUAUCACCAGCUCAGCAACUAGUUUGUGGGUGCUUAUAUUAUUGAUAUUAGUCAUUAGGAUCUUAAUACGGUCGUACCUCGGAAGUUGAACAGAAUCGUUCUGGUAGUCCAUUCGACUUCCAAAAUGUUUGGAAACCAAGGUGCAGCUUCCAAUUGGCUGCAGGAAGCUCCUGCAGCCAAUCGGAAACUGAGUUGGAUGUUUGGGUUCCAAAGAAUGUUUGCAAACCGGAACACUCACUUCCAGGUUUGAGGCAUUCGGGAGCCAAAAUGUUUGACUCACAAGGCGUUCAGGAUCCAAGGUACGACUGUCCUGGGGAAGGGAGUUGGCAAAAUAUUUCUCUCCAAUUCCACUCUCAGCAGCCCUUUUCUGGAGCCCAAAGUGCCCUUGGGGAGUUCUGUGUCAAAAGCCACCCUCUAAUUUCUCCAGAGUUUUCUUCCUCUGUGAAAGAGGCUUCUUUUUCUUCCUCUCUCCUCCCUGCCCCCGUGAGCCCUGUAGAAUAGGCAGCUCCAUCAUCUUGUCCUUCCCCCGUCACAUGGUAUUUUCAGUAUGAUUUUUCCAUCUAUCUCAAAUUGCAGAAAGACCGUCGAUUGAGGCUAGGGUACUUCUCCCCAUAUGUGCCAGCCCGUACGCUUAGCAGUGCAGGAACCUCCAGGCCACAGGCCAAGUUUGGCCGGCAAAGGUCCUAGUUUUGAUGCGCAUGGCGAAUCUCCCCAAAGCACAUACCCUCCACAGCUGAGAUUGUGUGUGACAUCAGGAGUGGGCAAAAGUGAGGUCCCGAUUCUUCCUCGGUAAGCAGGGCUCGCUGUCAGGACCUCGCUUGAGCAGUUGAGGGCAUUUGCUUCCUCUGUUGGCAGGAAGCAAACUGCAGUCAAAUCCCUUCUUUCAGGCCAGCUUCAAAGGGGCUUGCUGUAGCAUCAAUCAGUGGUUAAACCCUGCAGGAUAGCUCAGUUGGUAGAGCAUGAGACACUUAAUCCCAAGGUUGUGGGUUCAAGCCCCAUGUUAGGUGAAAGAUUCCUGCAUUGCAGGGAGUUGGGCUAGAUCAGCAGUUCUCAACCUGUGGGUCCCCAGAUGUUGUUGGACUACAACUCCCAUCAUCCCUGAGCUCUGGCCUUGCUAGAUAGGGGUGAUGGGAGUUGUAGUUCAACAACAUCUGGGGACCCACAGGUUGAGAAAGGCUGGGCUAGAUGAUCCUUGUGGUCCCUUCCAACUCUAAAAUGUGCCCUACUUGCACAGCUGCAGGCAGGUUGUGGUCUGGAAAUACAGUAAAGGCUACAGGUGCAGCAGGUGGGGGGAGAUGGAGGUCCCUCAGGCAGCAGCUAAAUGUGCCUGUGAGCCAUAAUUUUGCAAGCAGAUGUUUUGUUCUUCCAGGAGGUAUUGACCCGCUUAUCCGAGGCCUCUUGGGUAAGCCAGCCAAACUGGUGAGGCCGGACCAGUUGGUGGUGGAUGCUCUCAGGGACAAACUCUUUGAACAGAUCAGGAAUGGCAGUGGACUGGAUUUGCCCUCCCUCAACAUGCAGCGAGGCCGAGAUCACGGCCUCCCAGGUAAGGCAAGCAGAGCGUGCACAGAUGUUGGAGACUGUUGCUCAAUGACCAGCCGGUGCAGAGAAAUGUCUGAAAGGCUCAUCGGCCAGCCUCAGUCCCCUCUUGAGAAACUCUCAGGAGAUGGGUAUGGGAGGCCAGUGAAGACAGAGAGACUCUGAACCAAAGAACCUAGGAAGAGCCUGCAGGAUCAGAGCAAUGGCCCAUCUGGUCCAGCAUCCUGUGGCCCCGCAGUUGCCCUGAUGGUUGGUUGACAGAUGGGAAGCCCACAAGCAGGAGCUGAGCAGAACAGCCCUUUCUUCACAUCCCAACAGCCUUCUUGUAGGAUAUAACCAAUGUGUUUAACUCUAAUUAAUGCACGAAGGGGUUAAGACCAUAGAGUAAGCUGUCCUGUCAGGCUUAGCUAGGUCACACACCCCACCUUGGGAGGAAGCGCUAUGGAACUCUUUGUUCCCCUCUUUCCACAAUAGCUAUGCUCUGUCUCCACCAUCAGAAGCAGGAUGCCUCUGAAUAUCAGUUGCUGGAAACCGCAGGUGGGGAGGGUUGUUGCUGUUGCGCUCCCAUUCCCUAGCAAAAGUAAACUUUCUGACGGACUGUAUGCCAGGAAAGGGGUCCCACCCACUUGGGUUGGCUGCAUUACAACAACAACGCCCCUCUAAAACCCCACUCCGCUCUUCUUUGCCUGUGCUAGAGUGCCUCUUUUGCACUUCAGAUGCCUUGAAAUGAACCCAGCUUUUGAUAUUGGUGCUUGUCCUGCAGGUUACAAUGCCUGGCGGCAACUCUGCGGCCUUUCCCAACCCCAGAAUGAGAACGAGCUUGCUGCUGUCAUCCAGAACCGCGAUGUGGCCAAGAAGUUUAUGAGCCUUUACAAGACCCCCAACAACAUUGACCUCUGGGUUGGGGGCGUAGCAGAGCCUUUGGUCCGGAAUGGCAGAGUUGGUCCUACCUUCGCGUGCAUCAUCGGAGACCAGUUCCGAAGGACUCGGACCGGUGACAGGUGAGCAGGCAGAGGAAGCCCAGAACCUCUGUGAUUUUCUGUUUCAAUCGACUGGUCUUCCUAAGUAGCUUAUGUACACCCAUCACUUUCCUUCUAAAUUAAGCAGAAGCCAUUUCAUCACAAAGGCAAGCAAAUUACAGCCCAUAAACUAGUGGCAAGCCCAGCAGGAGAUGGUUAUUUUGUUUUACUUUUAAUUUAUUUUCAUAAAAUCUAUACAAAACAAAAAAAAACCCUCAAAGUGGUUUACAAAAAAGGGAAAAAAUUAAAAACCAUUCUUUAUGAAAGAUAAAAUCAGCAAUAAGUGAAAAAUAGAUUAAAAUAUACUGCAACAUUCUACAUGUCUGUGUAGGCUUGUGUGCACAAAAAUGUUUUUUAGAAAAUAUUGUUUAUUUUCUUGUUACAAAAUUGUACACACAUAAAUGUGUACACAUGUGUAAACAUGACACGACUAUCAAAAAUAGGGUCGUGGCAGGGAUGUGUGUGUGUGUGUGUGUGUGUGUGUGUAAAAUACUAAACAUAUUAUUUUACGGUACCUAAUCGUGAGGUAAUUACAGUAAUCUAUAAUAAAUACCUUCCAAAGCUUUUACAAAUUUUGGGCCAGAUCCAAAUUUCUUAACUACUUCCAUUAAAUAAUUUGGUUCUAUGCAAUCAAAUGCUUUAAAAAUAUCAAGUGUGAAGCUUGCUAAAGUGGAUGAUGUUUUCCUGCUGAAAGGAAGAAUGUUUUAAAAAAAAUCCUUAUUGAAUCAGUAAUUCUUCACCCUCGAACAAACCCAGAUUGGACUGGGUGUGUAGAAAUGUCAAUAAACGUUUUAAAUCUAUGGACCAGAAGGACCGGAGAGGUUUUAUAAUCUAGAUUUAACAAGGAGAUUGGUCAGUAUGACUCAGCAUUUGUAGUGCCCAGUGAUAUCUGAUCCCCACUUCUAGAUGGGCCCCUUUUGGCCUGAUCCAGCAGGCUCCCCUUUUGCUUUCAUGGUGCCAGGGGCUAGGGCACUGACCCCUUUUCUCUUUCCCCUCAGAUUCUAUUAUGAGAAUCCCGGCGUCUUCACCCCAUCGCAGCUCCAGGCCCUCAACCGAGUCUCACUGGCUCACAUAAUCUGUGAAAACACCAACAUCCGUGAAGUGCCACGCAAUGUCUUCCGGGCCAACAGCUACCCCGGGGAUUUUGUCCGCUGCAGCACUGUCCCAAGGCUCAGCCUCUUUGCCUGGAAGUGCACUUGUGAUUGUGAGUCUGUCAAUGGAGAGGGAUAUGUGGCAGGGAGCCCCACAGGCUCCCACUGCAACUAAAUGCUUGCUGGAUUUGACCACGGGAGCCUUGGUCCUCCACCUUCCACUUCCUCAUUUUCCAAAUGCUUGGAGUUUACAAGGGCAUAACUUACUAUCAUGAUCACCAGUGCUUUUUUUCUGGUGGUACCCAAUGGUACACAGAACCAGUAUCUCUAUCUAUCUGUCACCUAUCUAUCUAAAAUAAAGGGUCAAAAGCCAGUGUCAGUUUCCCCUUCCCCUCCAGUAGCUUCCGAUAAGAAGUAACGAGCCUUUGUCAGGUUUAUAGUCUGUUGUAUUUACAACAACAUACUGAGAGCAACAUCAGGCCGCCCUCCCCACGGAUGGCAGUUGCUCACUCUGAGUCCUGUCCCCUUCCGCAGCAAGAAGUGCACCACCGGCCACCUGUCCCUCCCCUGAGCUUCUGUUGUUCCUGGACCCUUUCAGUCCUCCAAGUUCUAGAGGAGGGAGGGACUUCUCCGCCACUCUCGAUUUAAGAAUCUCCCAAAGGCUCCCUCCCUCCUGGUUGCCUAGCUACUAUCUCAAAACUGUCCAGCUCUUCCCCUGGCUGAGCAGCCUCUGAAUCUGCUGGUCUCUCUGCUUCUGGGAACGUGUAAGGUGGGGGGGGGAUACUCCUCCUCCUCCUCUGUCAGAGGCUGCUCUGUCUGUGCCUGCAUUCCUUCAUCUUCGGAGUCAGGCCAGUCUCUGACAUCUGAUUCAGACCAGCCCCUGACAGCCGGGGCAAAGAAGUGCAUCUUCAGCAUCUCUCUGGGGAGGGAGCGCUUUUGAUCCUCUUUCUCCCCUUCUUCUCUUAGCUGCAGAUGGCUCUUGUUGAGGACGGAGCUCCUGUGGAUCUAGACCUGGGACCUGCAUCCCUAAGAAAGAAGAAAGGCCUUCGCUUGGCUGCAGUUGGAUUCCUGCCCCUGCUCACGUCCCGCCUGCUGUUUUGGAAAUACGCAUGGGCAGGGGGAGUCCUACCCAACCUUGCUUUUCGCGACAAAGAUCCAGAAUAAAGCAGUUGCUGUGUGAUAGAUCCAUUUGUUUCCACCUCAACGAGACAUGCAUGAUGUUGCUAAAUUACAGCUACCUGGGUGGUUGAAAUGGCUCGAAAUAAGUUGGGAUUACGGUUAUGAUUAUGAUGGCAUGAGGCUGUUUUCUGUCUUCAGAAAGAAAACUCUCUGUAUAGACACUUUUUCAGAACAAAAAAUGUAUUGGGGGCAGCAGAUACAGACACCCCUAAAUGGUCAGUGGCUGAAACUUGAGGGCGGGGAGGUUACUACCAAAUGGGUUGACACUAUGCUCAAAGGACAAUUGUUGCAGGUCUGCUGCGCAGGGAUGGCCACCGACUUAGAUGGCUUUCAAAGAUGAUGGGACCAAUUCAUGGAGGAGGAGAAGCUUCUUGAUGGCUACUGGGCAUGAUGGCUCUGCUCUGCCUCCACAAUUUGAGGAAACAAUGCUUCUGAAUAGCAGUUCCUGGAAACUGCAGGAGGGGAGAAUUGCUUUAGUGCUAGGGUCCUGCUUGUGGGGUAUCUGAGCGCAUCUGGUUGGCCACUGUGAGAACAGGAUCCUAGGCUAUUUAUUUUAUUCACUGAGUUUGUGAGUCGCUUUCUCUUGUCUAGGGCAACCCAAAGCAAAUUGAAAGCAGCCAACCAGACAGAACAAAAUGAAAACAAAAACAAAAACACAUACUGUAGAUACAUUGAAACC